This is a messenger RNA of Lindgomyces ingoldianus, 1040 nucleotides long. RefSeq lists its product as uncharacterized. NCBI's taxonomy places the organism in Eukaryota, Fungi, Ascomycota, Dothideomycetes, Pleosporales, Lindgomycetaceae. The record is from RefSeq and is a predicted model, not a curated record. The transcript is spliced from 3 exons. The coding region runs from base 60 to 1040 and encodes 326 amino acids. Gene Ontology annotation, molecular function: GTP binding.
AGGCUGAAGCACACUUAACAGAUCGGUCGGAUGAUGGAGAGACAGGCCGACUCUCUAGCAUGGGAUCAGAAAGUCUUAUACUAGUGAUGGGGGUAACGGGUGCUGGGAAGAGCUACUUCAUCAAUCAACUCAAACCAAAUUCGGUGACGGAAGGGCAUAGCCUUGUGUCUCAAACGAAGACAUGCAAGCUCGUACAAAUGAAGAUUGGCGCUUGUACUGUAGCUGCAGUGGACACCCCAGGAUUCGAUGACGAUGAAGAUAGCGACGCGGUGGUACUGUCAAAGAUAACUCGAUUUCUUACCACCCAGUACCUCCUCAGCAUCUCUCUGAAAGGAAUCAUCUUACUACAUGACAUCUCCUCCACCCGGUUUUCAGGCUCUGAGAAAAGAUACCUUAACACCUUUCGACAAAUAUGUGGCGAGCACGCCUUCGCCAAUGUAGCCCUCGUAACCACCAUGUGGGCUUCAGUUGAUAAGAGUAUUGGCUUGCGGCGUGAGGAAGAGCUACAGAUUGGGCCUUGGGCUGAUCUUAUCUCCAAAGGAUCAUACACCUUUCAGUACAACGGAACUCCAGAUAUGGCCCAGACAAUCGCUGUUCAAAUGAUGGCAAAAGAUGAUGUGGUGCUCCAGAUUCAGGAAGAGCUCAAGAUCGGCCACUGCAAGUUGGAGAGCACCUCUGCUGGCGCCAAGCUAGCUGCACAGCUAGAAAAGCAGCUAGAGGAACGCCGUAAAAUAAUUCAAGAUCUCAACGCUCGGUUAGCGGUUGAGAAAAGGAGUCGUAAUCCCGGCGAAAAGCGAAAUAUAAAUCAGCGAUUAGCUGCACAGAGGGAGAAACAGCUUCGACAAAUCAGGGCCAGAGAUGAACUGAGGGCAAAGAUCGGCGAGGAAACAGAGAAAGCGAUUGAGGAGGUGGAUAAUAAUAAGAAGAGGAAGAGAGAGAAGUGGAAGAGUAGGCUUCAAAUUUUUGCCGCUGCCCUGGGACCAGUAAUUGCACUAACCGUAAAUCUGAUUCUACCUUUGGCAGGAGUAAAAGUAGGCUAA